Molecule: messenger RNA, 3654 nt
Organism: Arvicola amphibius (Eurasian water vole)
Lineage: Eukaryota; Metazoa; Chordata; Mammalia; Rodentia; Cricetidae
Gene: Col19a1
Product: collagen type XIX alpha 1 chain
Exons: 53
Coding region: 1-3654 (1217 amino acids)
Source: RefSeq, a predicted model, not a curated record
AUGAGGCACACUGGCUCUUGGAAACUGUGGACCUGUGUGGCAAUGUUCCUGCUUCCUGCUUUCACUUGUGUGACGGUCAGGGACAAGUCAGAAAGUACCUGCCCUAUACUGAGGACGGAGGGAUAUCAAGAUGACAGAAGCAAACUUCAAGUUUCAGGCUUUGAUCUGGGAGAGAGUUUUGCUCUGAGGCGUGCAUUUUGCGAAGGUGAUAAAACCUGUUUCAAAUUGGGAAGUGCCCUUCUUCUCAGAGACACUGGUAAGAUAUUUCCCAAAGGCCUUCCUGAGGAGUACUCUGUAGCGGUCAUGUUUCGAGUACGAAGAAGCACCAAGAAGGAGCGGUGGUUUUUAUGGCGGAUUUUAAACCAGCAGAAUAUGCCACAGAUUUCUAUAGUGAUUGACGGCACAAAGAAGGUGAUAGAAUUUAUGUUCCGCGGUGCUGAGGGGGAUCUGUUGAACUACGUUUUUAAGAAUCGAGAACUCCGCCCUCUCUUCGAUCGUCAGUGGCAUAAACUUGGCAUUGGUGUGCAAUCCCGAGUCCUUUCACUCUAUAUGGACUGUAAUCUAAUUGCAAGUCGGCACACGGAAGAGAAGGACUCUGUGGAUUUUCAUGGGAAGACAGUUAUUGCCUCGCGAGCUUCAGAUGGCAAGCCUGUGGACAUUGAACUACACCAGCUCAUAAUCUCCUGCAAUGCAGACUUCCUAGCUAAGGAAUCAUGUUGUGACCUAGCAGCUACUAAGUGUCCUGAGCAAGACAACCUUGGAAGUACCACUCCAUCAUGGGUGACCACUGACAUGGGUGAAAUGUCUUUAUAUCUUCCGGGAAAGCAGGAACUUAAAGACCCAUGCCAGUGCAUUCCAAUCAAGGAGGAAGCAGGUUCACCAACUCUGGGUUCCCUUGGACCUAAAGGGGACAAAGGAGAACCGGGUGAAAAUGGCAUCCGUGGUCUGCCAGGCUUACUUGGUCAAAAGGGAGAACAAGGACUUGAAGGCACCAAAGGAGAAACUGGUGAAAAGUCAUUCAUUGAUUUGAUCACUGAGGACCUACUUCAGACUAGAUACUGUGUUCAGCACUCAGAUAACAUGAAAAAGACAAAAUCUCCUCUCAGAGAACAUGUGAAGGGAUUGCUGGGGGCUUGUGUAGGAUGCAGUGUGGAGGAAGAGAAAGGAACACAUAGUACCUCAGAGAUGGAGGGAGGAAUUAUUUUCACCAGGAUUGUAAAACUCGAGUUCCUCAGUGGGGAAAUCACAGCAGUACAAGGUUCAACAUUACAGGCCAAAGGUGACACUGGUCUGGCUGGCCUUAAUGCUAAAGAUGGUUUGAAAGGUGACUUGGGUCCUCAAGGUCCACCUGGCCCAAAAGGAGAAAAGGGUGAUAUGGGACCUCCAGGGCCACCAGCCUCAACUGCUUCCAUAGGGAUACAAGGCCCCCAAGGUCCACCUGGAAAAGAAGGUCAAAGGGGAAGACGAGGGAAGACAGGACCUCCAGGAAACCCAGGCCCCCCAGGACCACCAGGACCUCCUGGGCUACAAGGACUACCACAGACUUUGGGCGGCUACUUCAAUAAGGGAACUGGUGAACACGAAGCAGGUGGCCUAAAAGGAGAAAAGGGUGACUCUGGGCUGCCAGGAUUUCCAGGGUCUGUUGGCCCUAAAGGACAGAAAGGAGAACCUGGGGAGCCUCUAACCAGAGGUGAAAAGGGAGAUAGAGGAGAGCCCGGCCUUUUAGGACCACAGGGAAUGAAGGGGGAACCUGGAGAUGCUGGUCCCCCUGGUUUAACAGGAAGCCCAGGGCUAAAGGGUCAGCAAGGACCUGCAGGUUCCAUGGGGCCCAGAGGACCACCAGGAGAUGUUGGAUUGCCAGGAGAACAUGGUAUUCCAGGGAUACAAGGCAUUAAAGGAGAGAAGGGAGAUGCUGGUGGAAGGCUAGGCCCUCCUGGACUUCCAGGUCCAAAGGGUGAUGCUGGGCCUCCAGGGAAAAGCCUGCCAGGGAAACCAGGAUUAAAUGGAAAUCCUGGUGCACCUGGCCCACGUGGGCCAAAGGGUGAAAGAGGACUGCCAGGUAUCCAUGGCUCCCCAGGGGACACAGGCCCACCAGGGGUAGGAAUCCCUGGCAGGACAGGCUCCCAAGGACCUGCCGGAGAGCCAGGUAUUCAGGGCCCUCGAGGUCUGCCCGGAUUGCCAGGAACUCCAGGGACCCCCGGGAAUGACGGACCUCCAGGGAGAGACGGGAAGCCAGGUCUUCCAGGCCCCCCAGGUGACCCGAUUGCACUUCCUCUCUUGGGAGACAUUGGCGCCUUGCUGAAGAACUUCUGUGGCAACUGUCCAGCCAGUGUUCCCGGGCUGAAGAGCAACAAAGGAGAUGAAGGAGGCACUGGGGAACCUGGAAAAUACGAUUCAGCAGCCAGGAAGGGGGAUGCAGGACCACGGGGUCCUCCAGGAGUCCCAGGCAGAGAGGGGCCAAAGGGAAGCAAAGGAGAGCGGGGCUACCCUGGAAUGCAUGGGGAGAAGGGAGAUGAGGGUCUUCAAGGAAUCCCUGGCCUCUCAGGUGCUCCUGGCCCAACUGGACCUCCUGGCUUAACAGGAAGAACUGGACACCCCGGUCCCACUGGAGCCAAAGGUGACAAGGGCAAUGAGGGCCCCCCUGGGAAACCUGGACCACCUGGACCCCCUGGUGUCCCGCUCAAUGAAGGAAACGGCAUGAGCAGUUUGUACAAAAUUCAGGGAGGAAUGAAUGUUCCCAGUUACCCAGGACCCCCGGGACCCCCUGGCCCAAAAGGUGAUCCCGGUCCAGUGGGAGAACCUGGUGCGAUGGGCUUGCCAGGACUCGAAGGGUUCCCUGGUAUAAAGGGAGAUCGAGGCCCAGCAGGUCCUCCAGGAAUAGCUGGCAUGUCGGGGAAGCCCGGUGCCCCAGGCCCUCCAGGAUUCCCAGGGGAGCCGGGUGAGAGAGGGCCUGUAGGAGAUACAGGUUUUCCUGGACCAGAGGGACCCUCGGGGAGGCCAGGCAUCAAUGGAAAAGAUGGAUUACCAGGUGCUCAGGGCAUCAUGGGUAAACCUGGAGACAGAGGCCCCAAAGGAGAACGCGGUGACCAGGGAAUUCCAGGAGACAGAGGUCCACAAGGUGAACGUGGCAAACCAGGUCUUAUGGGCAUGAAAGGGGCUAUAGGUCCCGUGGGGCCCCCAGGAAGCAAGGGCUCAAUAGGAUCACCUGGCCACCAGGGCCCUCCAGGCUCUCCAGGCAUCCCCGGCAUGCCGGCUGAUGCUGUUUCGUUUGAAGAAAUCAAAAAGUACAUUAAUCAAGAGGUCCUAAGGAUUUUUGAAGAGAGGAUGGCUGUGUUUCUGUCCCAACUUAAGCUGCCAGCAGCAAUGCUGUCCGCUCAAGCUCAUGGGAGGCCUGGCCCACCGGGGAAGGAUGGGUUACCUGGACCCCCAGGAGACCCUGGACCCCAAGGCUACCGAGGACAGAAGGGGGAAAGAGGAGAACCUGGAAUUGGGCUGCCAGGGAGUCCGGGUCUUCCUGGAUCUUCAGCAGCAGGUUUGCCAGGUUCACCAGGGGCCCCAGGGCCACAAGGCCCCCCAGGCCCCAGUGGAAGAUGUAAUCCAGAAGACUGCCUCUAUCCUAUGGCUUCUGCCCAGCCGAAGGCAGGUGGAAAAUGA